AUCAAAAGGUAAAGAACAGAAAAAAUAGGUCAAUCUUUACAAAUAUCUGUUCUGUUUGUUUCCUUAAAUCUUAAGAGUCCUCGAUUUUUAAUACAUUUCUGAUCGAGCCAAAGGAAAAGAAAAAGGGGGGGAAAAUGGGAGAUCAAUUAGCGAGAGGAGAAGAUUUCGAGAAAAAGGCAGAGAAGAAGCUAAACAGCUGGGGAUUGUUUGGCUCCAAAUAUGAAGACGCCGCCGAUCUCUUUGAUAAAGCUGCCAAUUGCUUCAAGCUCGCCAAAUCAUGGGACAAAGCUGGAUCAACUUAUGUAAAGUUGGCAAAUUGUCACUUGAAAGUAGAAAGCAAACAUGAAGCUGCUCAAGCUUAUGUUGAUGCUGCUCAUUGCUAUAAGAAAACAGCUACAAAGGAGGCUAUAUCUUGCUUGCAGCAGGCAGUAAACAUGUUUUGUGAUAUUGGAAGGCUCAGCAUGGCUGCAAGAUAUUAUAAGGAAAUUGCUGAAUUAUAUGAGUCUGAACAGAACAUUGAGCAGGCUAUUGAUUAUUAUGAAAAGGCAGCUGAUUUCUUCCAAAAUGAAGAAGUAUCUACUUCUGCCAACCAGUGCAAGCAGAAAGUUGCACAAUUUGCCGCUCAGAUAGAACAAUACCAGAAAGCCAUUGAGAUCUAUGAAGAGAUAGCACGUCAGUCGCUUACCAAUAACUUGCUGAAGUAUGGAGUUAAAGGACAUCUUCUUAAUGCUGGCAUUUGUCAACUCUGUAAAGGUGAUGUUGUUGCAAUCAGCAAUGCAUUAGAGCGAUAUCAGGAACUGGAUCCAACUUUUUCUGGAACACGAGAGUGUAAAUUAUUAGCUGACAUUGCUUCUGCCAUUGAUGAGGAAGAUGUCACGAAGUUUACAGAUGUUGUCAAGGAAUUUGAUAGCAUGACCCCAUUGGAUUCUUGGAAGACAACCCUUCUACUUCGGGUGAAGGAAAAGCUGAAAGCUAAGGAACUGGAGGAAGAUGAUCUUACCUAAAAAGAAGCUUCAUGUGGCAACUACUGUCUUGUGUUUCUGUUCUUUUAAUGGUGACUAUUGCUUUGUAUUAUGGGUCUGUCCUGUUAUACUCGUAUACUCCCUUACAACAAUUGGUUUACAAGAGAUGUUACUACUUUGUUUGGCGUUUAAUUUGAGAAACUAUGCUGGUGAUUGGGUGAAGAUGAGUUUGUAAUUGGAAUACACUGCUGUGUUUUGCUUUUAUGGACACCUCCAGUAGUUAUCAUUCAUUGUGAGUGGAGGAUGAAGUUGAAAUAAGAGAGCUGGGUGAUCCCUGGAUUUUGG
Theobroma umbraticum is the source of this 1307-nucleotide messenger RNA. RefSeq names its product alpha-soluble NSF attachment protein 2 (gene ALPHA-SNAP2). The record is from RefSeq and is a predicted model, not a curated record. Gene Ontology annotation, molecular function: soluble NSF attachment protein activity; syntaxin binding. Lineage: Eukaryota; Viridiplantae; Streptophyta; Magnoliopsida; Malvales; Malvaceae. Gene Ontology annotation, biological process: SNARE complex disassembly; intracellular protein transport. Gene Ontology annotation, cellular component: vacuolar membrane; SNARE complex.